AUGAUUCCUAGUAGUAUGGAAGCCGUCAUGUUUUUGACCAAAUUUCUUGGCUUAAAGCAAGAGGUCGAGGAGAGCUUAAAAGGAGAAGGACCUCUGAAGAAAACAUGUCAUGCUGACCAACGUAAAGCAUGUGAGAGAGGCGUAGAAUUGGUAACGGAAGCAGAAGCGAUUCUAUCCAACAGCACCUCAGAUCCCUACAGUGGCUUCUUAGAUAGCCUUAAUAGUUACCCGUGUUCAGGCUCAUCACAGCCGCCUCAUUUUCAGGAACAUCUUAACGACUCCCAAGAUGCUUUACGACUCGACUCACCUUCAGAAUCCAUUGGUCUCGAGCUAACUAGCCCUCCGAGCUCCCAGAAAACGGAGCUCCCUGUUACUAGCCUUAUCGAAGCUUCGGUUUCCGGCUGUUCUAUUCCUUCACUGCUGGCGCCAUGUGAGACUAUUGCUCUGGUGGAAGCUAAUUUGGUGGUGUGCUGA
Molecule: messenger RNA, 474 nt
Organism: Protopolystoma xenopodis
Lineage: Eukaryota; Metazoa; Platyhelminthes; Monogenea; Polystomatidea; Polystomatidae
Source: the annotation of a GenBank genome assembly